Messenger RNA from Sarcophilus harrisii (Tasmanian devil), 5964 nucleotides. RefSeq names its product angiomotin (gene AMOT). The record is from RefSeq and is a predicted model, not a curated record. Gene Ontology annotation, biological process: establishment of cell polarity involved in ameboidal cell migration; actin cytoskeleton organization; hippo signaling. Lineage: Eukaryota; Metazoa; Chordata; Mammalia; Dasyuromorphia; Dasyuridae. Gene Ontology annotation, molecular function: signaling receptor activity. The coding region runs from base 624 to 2675 and encodes 683 amino acids. The transcript has 12 exons. Gene Ontology annotation, cellular component: lamellipodium; bicellular tight junction; cytoplasmic vesicle.
AGAAUAAUAGCCAGACACCCAGUGGUCCGCAGUCGCUCCCUACCUUCGGUGUGUCGGGGUGUCUGUCUCUCGCUCCGGCCGUCCGGGGUUCGGUGCGCUCCGUCCGAGUCCUCGCCUGGCUCCAGCCGCCUUCGAAGCAGGCACGCCCCUUCCCUCCGCGAAGGGCCGGGGUAGUCCCUGCCUCCGCGGCGCUGCAGCCUGCCCCAGGCUCCCCUCCGCGGCCGCCCGCCCGCAUCCUCCUCCAGCAGCUGUCCGCGACCCGAGCCCCGGCUGCAGGGCGGCAGAGGCGGCGGCGGCCCAGGCGGCGCCCAGCCCGCGGCUCCGGCCACCUGAGCCCGAGACCGGCCCAGGACAUCUCCCUGCAGCCCAGGACCCCUCACCAUCACAGCCCCACAUCUUCCGUGACGUCACUGGGGUCCCUGAACCUGCUCCAGUCUCCACCCACGACCAGGCCAUCACCUGCGCAGCAGCAGCACCCCCUGGGCCAGAACCAGGGAGAGCCCAACCCUCUGCUGGCCAGACCCCAGCAGCUGCUCCUGCCUAGUCAGGGCCACCAGGGGGAUUCGUACCGCCAGGGCCAGCCCAAUCCGGGCCAGCAGCAGCCGGGAGAAGCCUACGCGGCCAUGCCUCGGGCUCAGCAGCUCCCCUCGCCCUACCAGUCCAUGCCGUCGGACCCGUACACCAUCGUCUACAGAGCGCAGCAGAUGGUGGAGGUUCUCUCGGACGAAAACCGCUCCCUGCGCCAGGAGCUAGACACCUACUAUGACAAAGUGACAAAGCUGCAGAAGCUGGAGACAGAGAUCCAGCGUGUCUCAGAGGCCUAUGAAAACCUGGUGAAGACCUCUUCCAAGCGGGAGACCCUGGAGAAAGCCAUGAGAAACAAGCUCGAGGGGGAGAUCCGGAGACUCCAUGAUUUUAACCGGGACCUUCGAGAGCGCAUGGAGACAGCCAACAAGCAGCUUGCUGAAAAGGAGCACGAGGGCUCGGAGGACACCCGGAAGACCAUCUCCCAGCUCUUCGCACAGAAUAAAGAGACCCAGCGGGAGAAGGAGAAGCUGGAGAUCGAAUUGACAGCCGUGCGCUCCACCAACGAGGACCAGCGGCGCCAUAUUGAAAUCCGGGACCAGGCCCUGAACAAUGCCCAGGCUAAGGUGGUGAAGCUGGAGGAUGAGCUUAAGAAGAAACAAGUGUAUGUGGAGAAGGUAGAGAAGAUGCAGCAGGCUCUGAUGCAGCUGCAGGCCGCCUGCGAGAAGCGAGAGCAGCUCGAGAACCGCCUUCGGGCCCGGCUGGAGAGGGAGCUGGAGUCCCUGCGCUUGCAGCAGGUCCAUCUUGGCGAGGUUCUGUCAGGGUUGGGUGGCCUUAGGAAGGCUUCGAUUUCCUUGGCCAUGCCCAGAAAAGAGGCGCCUUUGCCCAAUGAGGCGGGCCCUAAUUUGAGGGAUUUGUGCCGCCAGCGUCAGGGUACCUCACAGGUGACCAACCUUGCGGAGUACAGUGCCUCGGCCCUCAUGGAGCUCCUCCGCGAGAAGGAAGAACGCAUCCUGGCUCUGGAGGCCGACAUGACUAAGUGGGAGCAGAAGUACUUGGAGGAGACGGUGAUGAGGCAGUUUGCCUUGGAGACCGCAGCCACCGUAGCCGCACACAGAUCUCACAUCAGUGAAGGCUCCACUCAGAGAGGUCUACCUCAGGAAUGGUGGAAUAUUCUUCACAGAAGGGACACGACCAGUGGCAGCAGCCACUCUCCCAAUACCAGCUAUGACAAGUCUCUGGAGGCACGGAUCCAGAAGGAGGAGGAAGAGAUCCUGCUGGCCAACAGAAGGUGCCUUGAUAUGGAGGGCAGGAUUAAGACUCUUCAUGCCCAGAUCAUUGAAAAGGACGCCAUGAUUAAAGUCCUCCAGCAGCGCUCCCGGAAGGAGCCCAGCAAGAUCGAACAGCUGACACCCAUGCGUCCGGCAAAGUCUCUGAUGUCCAUUUCCAACACCGGCUCAGGUUUGAUUCCUCACUCCUCCACCCUCAGCAGCACCCCCAUCCUGGAAGAGAAGAGAGAGAACAAGAGCUGGAAGGGGAGUUUAGGUGUCCUCCUGGGCACAGAAUGCCACUCUGAGUUAUGCAUCCCUUCUAUCCCAUCUUCCCCACCACUUUCAGCUCACUCCAAGACAGGCAGCCGUGACUGUAGCACCCAGACGGAUCGGGGAGCCGACCCAACCAAAACCGCCGCCGCCAAUGCCACUGCCGCCACCGCAGCCACUGCCGCCGUUGCCCCUGCCACUACCACCACCAUCGCCGGGCCCGGGCCCGAGGCAGCGGCCGCGGCCACCGCUGUGGCUAACAUCCCUUCCGCAGCUCCCACUCUUGCCGCCGCUACCGCCGCCGCCGCCACCGGUACCGCUGUUGCUGCUCCCGCUGCUGCCGGGGCCACCGCUGGGGCCGCUGUCGGGGCCGCCGCUGGGGCUGCUGCUGGGGCCGCUGCUGGGGCCGCCACUGGGGCCGCUGCUCCGCCUUCUCUCCAUCCAGCCGCCAGCCACGGACCGGCUCAUUUCCCUACUCCAAACUUGGCCUAUAAUUCCGACAAGGCAGAUGGACCCAUUAUCCGCCCUGUUGCUGUGGACAGAAAAGUGGGCGCCCGUUCUCUGGGACAAGACCACCUGGAUCUGGAAGUUGUGGAGUAUCUCAUCUAAACUGGCCCAACCGAGAGAAAGAGCCGGUCGCCCCAAACCGGGUUUUCUCUUUUCUUUUAUUUUUCAGAAAGUCGUUUUGUUUAGAAACAGGGCAGUCCUUGAGUUGUGAAGAAUAGUUACUCCCCCCCAAACCCUUAGUGAUAAGACCUUCAAAGGCAGAGUAAUUAGGACGUGCUUCGAGUUAGGUUGGGAUUGGAUUUUCGCUUGUUUGAAUGCUGGAAGUACUCGCGUCUGGCUGGGAAACCUCGUCUUAAACGCGCCGGGUUUGCUUGUCACUUUCAACCUUGUCAUCCUGUCAUUGACAAAUGUAUUCACGACAUGGAAAUGAGAGUUAGAGGCGCGCUUGGACCACGUGGCCAAUGUGCGGAGAAAGUGCCAUUUGAUGGCGCCUGGAAAGGGGGCUGGGGGAUAGAACCGGGACCGGUCCCUUUUCCCCCACCCCCUUGCCACUUUCUCGCGCUAAAGAAUGGAAUCCAUCUGGAGCGUUGAGAAUCUGGCCGCUGGCUUUUUGCAUGCAGAUUUCCCCAAAACACCCCCUCCCCGUCCUCCGGAACGGGGUGGAAUCGGGAAAUUGCUCGGAGAGGGAUUCCCAAGCUCUUGCAGAUUCUGCGUGGUCCAAGAGCAACGUCACCUCCAGCGAGCUCUUUCCAAAGACCAAAGGAUGCGUCUGGUGCAGACGGUAUCCUUUGAGAUGUUGGAAUGGGUUCUAGAAACCACCCGUGUCAGCUCCCGCCGUUACCAAGGCCAGAAAUGGCGUUGAAAACGUGCGGUGAGGGGAAGACGUGGGACACGGGCCGUCCCCGUCCGCCUCUUCUCCUCACCGAUUUGAUCACUCUGGGGGCAAAAGCCUUAAGAGACCUUUCAAAAGCAACAGGGAGAUAGGCGGGUGUAAGGGGAGGAACCAAAGAUAUUCUUGAGAAACAUCUCUCCAAAAUGUCACAGAUAGAAGUGGGCUUCCCCACUUUCUAUCUGUGGGACUAGAAGCAAACCGCUUCUCCUCCCUCAGCCUCAGUUUUCACAACUGGGAAAGGGAGACAUUAGUCUCAUGGGACCUACCUCAGGGGAUUCCGGUAGGGCAGAUGCUUCGUCCACCUGAGAGCAUCGGAGGCCCGGGAGUUGUUAGAGAGCGGUCCCGUUUCCCGCAGCGGGCCCCCGCCCCGCGAGGGAAGUCUUCAGGGGGAUCAGCAGGAGCAAUGUCACUCAAGGUCAUUGCGGCAGAGAGGGGGAGGGGAUGGGCGAAGGGACUUAGCGGUAGAAUCCCAGCAGGUAAAAGAACAGGCUUGUUCCUCAGACCAUAAUAAUUAGAAUGUUGAUCCAUCCAUACAUUCAUCAAUACAAUAAUCUUUGAGCCAGGAAGGACCUUAGUCGUUAGUUUGUCCCCAUUUAUUUUAAAUGAUGGAGAAGACUGAGGUUCAGAGUGGGGGGCGAUGGAGCACCCAAGAUCAGACAGAGGGCACGUGGCAGAGCAGAAGCUGGAACGGAGGCCGAUGCUCCUUCCACUGCACCGCACUGCUCCGCUCGCUCUUGGGGAUCUUCUUCGAGGAUUCCCCAUUUAAUGAGCCAGGGCUAGAAGGGGAGGUGGGGAGACGCGGCCAGCUUCGGGCCACCCGUGGGUGUGCUAGAAUUGCCACGUCUCCCCUGCUUCCUGUUUUCCAAGGUGGGCCCCUCUAUCCACCUGCACCCUGAGCCACCUACAGUCCGGGUUCCUUUCGGAGAAGAGAGACUCUGGCUCUCUUCUCUCCCGGUGGCACGACGUCAUCGAUUACAGCUUUUGGGCAACCCAUUCGGCUGACCCGAUGCACAGCGGCCCACGGUCACGUGCUCCGAUAACCAUUGUGAUAUAGCUGCUCCUCUCCUCGUUCCUGCCGUCCUGGAGCUCAAGAGCCCUGAGACGGGGGUUUGAGGAGAGGCUUCCCAGGACAGCCUCCCCCUCCCCAGCUCUCCUUUUCUUUCCUCCAUUUUCCCUGAAGGUCCCAGAAUCACAGAAGGAUCGUGUUGACUUAGAUACUGGGCCAUCAGGGAAGGUUUUUCUCAGAAUUUCAGUGGGGCUUCCAUGACCCCCCCACCACCCCAGUUUCUCACCAGCAGCUGUCGAAAUCAGGGCAUCUGAAACUUUUUCCCCCAUGACCCCUUUCCCCCCCAAAAAAAAUUCGUAUACAACCCCGAGUUUAUUGGGCUACAAAGCCAACAUUUCCCGAUGAUGAGAAAUCACAAUUUUGCGACCCCACCACGUUUAGGUACAAGACCCCGUACGGGGACACGAACCCCAGCUGAAGAAGCCGGGGUCCGAACAAACCCAGACACUUCCCUUCCUUCCAUUGGGUCUCAUCUGCUUCUGAUUUCAGGCUUAUGGGAGAAACCUCCCGUUUCUCGUUAGUGGCCGCUUGGGGCCCUCUCUCCGGCCCCUAUCUAUCUAUGCAUUUCUCUGGCACCUUCACUAGGAGGGAGGUCUUGUUUUACUUACUGGGGAUGGGGUGGGGGGGAGGGAGGAUGGGGGGCUUUGCAUAGGGAGGGGGGGGGGGGGGAAACUUUAAGGCAGUGAUAACUUCUGGACCUCGCACCUUCAACGGUCCGAAGUAACAAUACGAAAAGCUAAUCAGUAACAUUUCUAUCGAGUUGAUUUCUAUCCACUAGAUGUAUUUUAGGAUUUGGGUUUUCCUUUCUUCUUCUUUUUCUUGUUUUUUUUUUUUUUAAGCAAAGUGCAUAUUUUGAAUUUGGUAUUGUAACGAUGAAGGCUUUACUUUUAAUGCUGCUUUUUUGAGUUUGGGGGUAAAGGGGUAGGAGAAGAGGGGGGAGGGGGGCACAAAGCCAAGGUAAUCGUGGGAAGCACCGUUGGGUUAAGUCUUGUCGGGAGAGUUUGGGGUGGAGUUGGCUGCCCUUGGGGUGGGGGGGGGGAAGAGGGAAGGGAGAGGGGGGGGAGAGGGGUUUUUUUUUUUGCUUUUGCUUCUUAAAGAGCCCUUAGAAAAUCUGCGAACGAACGAGGCAGCUUUAAUUCCGAAAGUGUGUAAAUAUGCACUAGUUUAUAAAUUAUAUCAUCCUCUCUAGUAGCCAUAAAAUCUCAAAUUAAAAAAAAAAUGUGAUUCUGUGUGCAAGCGCGUGAAUGUGUGUGUCGAAGGAGUUUAUUUAAAAUGUCUGCCUUCUUACUGCCAAUGCUUUCCGAAGGAGGGAGUUGGGCGGCGGGCUGACCCCUGACACCUGUUCCCGUCCCAAGCCGUCCUUCACUAUCUCUAGUCUUAACUGUCCUGUUCUAUCCUGAUAACAGCCAAUAAAAGCUUUCUCUAGCCGUUGA